AUGGGCGUUCGGCACUUGCGCCAACGUCUCUUUCCCGACGAGACAAACCCGACGCUGAUCAAGACGUAUCCCGUUCGGCCACGUCUGCCCGUCAGGAUCUUCUUCCCAAAGUCCUACGACAGGACUUCUCCUCAACAACUCCCGCUCUUGUUUUCCAUCCACGGCGGAGGUUUUGUCCUCGGUGAACCCUCCGACAAUGAUCCAUGGAACUCCAGCUUCUCCGAGAAGCACAAGGCCCUCGUCGUUGCCCUCCAUUACGCCAAAGCCCCAGCGAACCACUACCCUGGGCCGCGCGUCGAUUUGGAGGCCCUCAUAGCUGCCGUCUUUGCCGACCAGGAACUCGCUGCCCAUAUCAAUCCCGACAAGGUGGGCAUCACGGGCUUCUCGGCCGGCGGCAACCUGGCCUUGACCGUCAGCGAGGUGCCCGCCGUUCGGGACAGGAUCACUGCAGGCGUUGUUCCCAUUUAUCCCGUCACGGACUUUGCCACUUCUCCCGAUGCCAAGAGGGCCACGAGGAGGUACAAGCCCAAACUAUUGGGCUCAAGGGCUAGCGAAAAGGACCCUCUGCACGGGAUUGCUGCUCUAUUUGACUGGGCCUAUAUCCCUGUCGGGCAGGAUCUACGUGAUCCGCUGCUGUCGCCCUUGUACGCAGAGCGCGCCAGUCUGCCCCGCCGGAUCUGGGUCAUAGGGUGCGAACUCGACAUGCUCGGCCACGAGGGCUUGAGGACAGCCUGCCGCCUGGCCGGCAAGCCCGAGCCCGGGAUGGACCAACGCAUCGGUCAAGAGGAGCUGGCAGCUGGGGGCGCGCUGGGGACGCUCAUCACCGAGGGGGACGAGAGGUUCACCUGGGAGGUCAAGGACCAGCACGGCGAGGUCAAGUGGCUGUGCGUACCUGACGCCGGGCAUGGGUUUGAUAUGGAUGGAGGGUUGGGUGCUGACAAGGAGGCGGCCGAGGACGGGAGGUUAAAGAGAGAGGCUUUGGUUGAGAGGACGGGAGUCUGGCUCUUUGGUGAGUCUUGA
Cryphonectria parasitica EP155 is the source of this 1020-nucleotide messenger RNA. Its product is annotated as alpha/beta-hydrolase. Gene Ontology annotation, molecular function: hydrolase activity. The record is from RefSeq and is a predicted model, not a curated record. NCBI's taxonomy places the organism in Eukaryota, Fungi, Ascomycota, Sordariomycetes, Diaporthales, Cryphonectriaceae. The transcript has 2 exons. Bases 1 to 1020 code for a protein of 339 amino acids.